This is a messenger RNA of Quercus robur (English oak), 4627 nucleotides long. Its product is annotated as protein TORNADO 1. Gene Ontology annotation, molecular function: protein binding. The record is from RefSeq and is a predicted model, not a curated record. The transcript is spliced from 3 exons. Lineage: Eukaryota; Viridiplantae; Streptophyta; Magnoliopsida; Fagales; Fagaceae. Bases 304 to 4440 code for a protein of 1378 amino acids.
AGAGAAUAUAACAUUAGACAAAAUCAGUUUUUGAGAACCCCAAUCAAAUCUGUCAUGGACAUCAUUGUCAAUAUCAUAGACAAAAGGCACUCACAAUUUCAGGCAAUUCUGCCAAAUAAAAGGUAACAAGGAAUGCAUAUUACCAUACCCCUUAAUUAAGCAACAGCUAUAAUCAGCAUACCCAACUUUCAAAAGAGCACUUAAAUAUAUUGAUAAAGAAAAGCUCUCCAGAGAUCAUGGUUUUCUAGUGUUCUACCAAACCAAACCAGUUUCUAUUACCUUGAAAGAGUUCUCACAGUAACAAUGGCAUCAAACCAAAACUUCAGAGAUCUUCAGUGGGUUCUGCAUGCAAUCAAAUCUGAAACACUCAACCUUCAUAACAUCUCAUUCUACCUUUCUCAACCAACUUCAGGUUGUUUCCAAGAAACAGAAAACUCUAUGAAUAUAAACAUUUCCAAGGACAGCCUCCUAUACUUCCUUCACCUCCUCACAGUAUUAGGAACAGCCAAAAACAUCCAAUCAUCUCUGAGAAACUUAGAGUUCCACCAGGUUGAAUGGGAAUUACAACAACUACUAAAUCUAGGCGUGUUGCUUGAGAAUAGCACAAAUAUUAAGCAACUUGUGUUUCGAAGAAACAGAUUCAAUACAGAAUGUUUGUCAGAGUUUUCUGAUGUUCUAAAGAGAAAUAAUGUGAUCAAAGAGAUCACAUUUUCAGAAUCUGCUAUUGGCUAUGUUGGAGCUGGCAUUCUUUCUUCUGCACUUAAGGUGAAUGAUAGCUUAGAAGAGUUGCAAAUAUGGGAAGACUCAAUUGGGUCAAAAGGGGCAGAGGAGCUCUCAAAGAUGAUCGAAGGAAACUCAACACUCAAACUGUUGACAAUUUUCGACUCAAGUUCAAUCACAGCAACCCCACUUAUUUCUGCAGUUUUAGCAAGGAACAGGACUAUGGAAGUUCAUAUUUGGAGUGGAGAAAAUGGAGAAAAGAUUUCAAAGGUUGUUGAGUUUUCACCUGAAAACAGCACACUUCGAAUUUACAGACUUAACAUUUCAGGUGCUUGUAGAGUUGCUUGUGCUCUUGGGUGUAACUCAACUGUCAAGUCACUUGACAUGACUGGAGUCCGGCUAAAAUCCAAGUGGGCUAAGGAGUUUCGAUGGGUUUUAGAACAGAAUAAGAGUCUUAAAGAGGUAAACUUAUCAAAAACUUGCCUCAAAGACAAGGGAGUUGUAUAUGUUGCAGCUGGGCUCUUCAAGAACCAGAGUUUGGAAAGCCUGUAUCUUGAUGGAAACUGGUUCAGUGGAAUAGGUGUGGAACAUCUACUCUGCCCUUUGAGCAGGUUUUCUGCCCUGCAAUACCAAGCCAACAUUACUCUGAAGGCUGUCACUUUUGGAGGUGGGAGUACUAAAAUCGGAAGGGAUGGGCUUGCAGCCAUUUUACAGAUGCUGACAAGCAAUGAAAGUGUGACCCGUCUAGGAAUAUACGAUGAUGAGAGUUUGAGACCAGAUGAUAUUGUCAAAAUAUUCAAGAGCUUGGAGAGGAAUGCCACUUUGAGACACUUAUCUCUACAGGGGUGCAAAGGGGUUCAAGGAGAGUUGGUACUUCAGACAAUUACAGAGACAUUACAGGUCAAUCCUUGGAUUGAAGACAUUGAUCUAUCAAGGACACCGCUGCAAAAUUCAGGAAAGACUGAUGGAAUUUAUAAAAGAUUGGGCCAGAAUGGGAAGAGUGAACCAGAUAUGGAUUUGCUAAAGGACAUGCCACUUACAGUGCCAAAAAGCUGUAGAGUUUUCUUCUGUGGGCAAGAAUAUGCAGGUAAGUCUACACUGUGUAACUCUAUAUCACAAAACUUCUCUUCUUCAAAGGUACCAUACCUGGACCAAGUUAGAACUUUUGUCAACCCAGUUGAACAAGCUAUUAGAACAAAUGGAAUGAAGAUAAGAACUUUCAAAGAUGAGGACACAAAGAUUUCAAUAUGGAACCUUGCUGGUCAGCAUGAGUUUUAUUCCCUCCAUGACCUCAUGUUUCCAGGGCAUGGGAGUGCAUCAUUCUUCUUGAUCAUAUCCAGUUUAUUCCGGAAGCCCAGCAACAGAGAACCAAAGACCCCGGCAGAAAUAGAAGAAGACCUUCAGUAUUGGCUCAGGUUCAUAGUUUCGAACUCUAGAAGAGCAGUCCAACAAUGUAUGCUACCAAAUGUAACUAUAGUUCUCACACACUAUGACAAAAUCAAUCAACCAUCACAAAACUUGCAGGCUACUGUAAAUUCAAUUCAGAGACUGCGAGACAAGUUCCAGGGGUUUGUUGACUUCUAUCCAACUGUAUUCACAAUUGAUGCAAGAUCGUCUGCAUCAGUCAGUAAACUCACACAUCACCUUCGGAAAACAAGCAAGACAAUUCUCCAAAGAGUCCCUCGGGUUUAUCAACUUUGCAAUGACCUGAUACAAAUUUUAUCAGACUGGAGAUCAGAGAACUUCAAUAAGCCAGCAAUGAAGUUGAAAGAGUUCGGUGAGCUAUGCCAAGUCAAGGUUCCACCAUUAAGAAUUCGAUCAAGACACGAUAAUAGAGAGAAGGUGGAAAUGAGAAGGCGGGCUGUUGCUACUUGUCUUCAUAAUAUAGGUGAGGUCAUUUAUUUCGAUGAUCCGGGGUUUCUAAUCUUAGAUUGUGAAUGGUUUUGCGGUGAAGUACUUGGCCAACUAAUAAGAUUAGAUGUUAGAAGGCAAAGCUCCACAGAGAAUAAUGGAUUCAUUAGUAGGAAAGAAUUGGAAAAGAUUCUAAGAGGAAGUUUACAAAGCCAGAUUCCUGGAAUGGGUUCAAAGGUAUUUGAGAACUUAGAUGCAAGUGACCUUGUGAGGAUGAUGCUGAAACUUGAACUCUGCUAUGAAAAAGAUCCAUCAAACCCAAAUUCCCUAUUAUUGAUCCCUUCAAUUCUGGAAGAAGGCAGAGGAAAGCCACAAAGAUGGCAGUUAAGCACACCUGACUGCCUUUAUGCAGGAAGGCAUCUUGAGUGUGAUGAUUCAAGCCACACGUUUCUCACACCAGGUUUCUUUCCUCGUUUGCAGGUGCAUCUCCACAACAGAAUUAUAGGGUUACAUAACCAACACGGAGCAACUUACAGUCUUGAGAAGCACCUCAUCUCGAUAAACAUCAAUGGAAUCUAUAUCAGAAUAGAGCUUGGAGGACAGUUGGGUUACUACAUUGAUGUCCUCGCUUGCUCAACCAAGAACCUGACAGAAACCCUUAGACUCAUCCAGCAGCUCAUAAUCCCGGCAAUCCAUAGCUUCUGCAAUGGGAUCACCUUGAUUGAAAAUGUCCUGCGGCCAGAAUGUGUGCAAAACCUGACACCCCCAAGAUAUAGGAAAACCCAACUUGUGUCUCUGCAACAAUUGAAACAGGCACUGCUCUCAGUUUCAGCAGAGAGUAUGUAUGAUUAUCAACACACCUGGAGUCCAGUAUCGGAUUCUGGCAGACCUAUUCUAAGAUCUGGGUUUGAUCUUGCCAGAGACCUACUAUCAGAUGAUGACUUUCGGGAAGUUCUGCAUCGAAGAUAUCAUGACCUAUACAACCUUGCUGUGGAAUUGCAAGUCCCACCUGAGGACAACUCAGAUGGACCAGAUCAGUCUUUAUCCACAAGUAAUGAACCCGACAAAGUUGAUCCAACUUUUGGUGGUAUUGCCAAGGGUGUGGAAGCAGUUCUGCAGAGACUGAAGAUCAUUGAACAAGAAAUCAGAGAUUUGAAACAGGAGAUCCAAGGGCUGAGAUAUUAUGAACACAGACUCCUCAUCGAGCUUCAUCGCAAAGUGAACUACCUAGUGAACUACAAUGUCCAACUUGAAGAGAGGAAAGUACCCAACAUGUUCUUUUUUGUAAGAACAGAAAACUACACGAGGAGAUUGGUCACAAACAUGAUAUCUGGGAUGAAUGCACUCCGGCUUCACAUGCUCUGUGAGUACCGGCAAGAAAUGCAUGUUGUUGAAGAUCAGAUGGGCUGUGAAAUGAUGCAAGUUGAUAACAGGGCUGUUCAAUGUUUGGCUCCAUACAUGAAGAAGUUUAUGAAAUUGUUAACAUUUGCUCUUAAGAUAGGAGCUCAUCUAGCAGCCGGGAUGGGAGAAAUGAUACCCGAUUUGAGCAGGGAAGUUGCCCACCUAAGCGGCUCUUCCCUUCUUUAUGGGGCAGGAGGAGCAGUUGCCGCAGGUGCUGUGGGGGCUGCAGCUAUGGGACGGAGCAGAAGUAGGGCUGUAGAAGGCUCUAGGGAUAUUCAGCAAGAUCUAAAAACAGCACAGCAAUGGGUUGUGGAUUUUCUGAGGCAGCGGAGGUGCUCAAGUGGAAAGGAUAUUGCAGAAAAGUUUGGAUUAUUUAGAGUGAGAUACAGGGACAGUGGCCAGAUUGCAUGGAUCUGUAGGAGGCAUAUGAGCAUCAGAGCAAAUGAAAUAAUUGAAGUGCCUAUUUGAAAUUUAUAAGAUUGGGAAAUAGAAUUGCUUUUUUAUUAUUAUUAUUAUUAUUAUCUAUCUUGUUCUCUUUUCAAAGUAUGUCAGAUUGUAGAAGUGCUUCAAUGCAUUUUAAUGCUUAUGGAUCUUGCUUUGCAGUUGCUAACUUUCACAUUCGGAAGCUCGUUAACGCCAUUUGAAGAUAACACAA